This is a messenger RNA of Rhineura floridana, 1870 nucleotides long. Its product is annotated as sphingolipid delta(4)-desaturase DES1-like. Gene Ontology annotation, molecular function: sphingolipid delta-4 desaturase activity. NCBI's taxonomy places the organism in Eukaryota, Metazoa, Chordata, Lepidosauria, Squamata, Rhineuridae. The transcript is spliced from 4 exons. Bases 303 to 1337 code for a protein of 344 amino acids. The record is from RefSeq and is a predicted model, not a curated record. Gene Ontology annotation, cellular component: membrane. Gene Ontology annotation, biological process: sphinganine metabolic process; ceramide biosynthetic process.
GCAAAAGCACUGUUAUCAUGAAGGCAACACAGCUGUGCCAACUUGGUGUUAUCGUGCUAUAUAAACAAAACAGACAGAGCAGUGUGUGUGGGGAGAGGUGUACGUAACGAAUGUAUUGGAUACGUCUGUUUUGUUGGUCUAUGUCCUAUAAAGUAUAGCGUUUGGUGAAUCGUGCACAACUGUGUGGACUCAGUGUUUUCUUCGGAGCCGCUACCCUGAGCAUAGUACUCCAACAGAAGCGCUACCUGAGGGACUCUCCAGAAGAGCCAAAAGAGCCUUGAGUCGGGCUUGGAGAGGUCCACAUGGGGAACACGGGAAGCAGGGAUGACUUUGAGUGGGUCUACACCGAUCAACCACACACAGACAGAAGGAGAGAGAUCCUGGCUUGGACAUCUGGCAUUUCUUACUCCAUAUAUGGUAAGAGCCUGGAUUCAAGAUGGCUGCGAGACACCAAAUAUCCUGAGAUAAAGAAGCUGAUGGGCCCUGAUCCCAACUUGAAGUGGGUGGUGACCCUCAUGGUUCUAACUCAGGUGGUGGCCUGCUACCUGGUGAAGGACUUGCCAUGGAAGUGGGUCGUCUUCUGGGCCUAUGCCUUUGGGGUCUGCAUCAACAUCUCCAUCAUGUCGGCCAUCCACGACAUCUCCCACAAUGUGGCCUUUGGCAACAAGAAAACGAAGUGGAAUCGCUUCUUUGGCAUCUUUGCCAACCUGCCCAUUGGUCUCCCUUUGGCCACCUCCUUCAAGAAGUACCAUGUUGACCACCACAGCUUCUUGGGGGUGGAUGGGCUGGACAUUGGCCUCCCCACUGAAUUUGAGGGCCGCUUCUUCAACACCACACUGCGGAAGGUCUUCUGGAUCCUUCUGCACCCAAUCUUGUACAUGUCACGGACUUUUUACAUCAACCCCAAGCCCUUCUCCCAAAUGGAACUCGCCAACAUUGCCGUUCAGCUGGCCUAUGACCUUCUCAUCUACCACCUCUGGGGAGCCAAGUCCAUACUCUAUAUGGUUGCUGGCACCGUCUUGGCCAUGUGCCUUCACCCCACCACGGGGGUAUUUAUUGCCGACCACUACAUGUAUGCCAAAGGUCACGACACCAUCUCCUACUACGGGGCCUUGAACUGGAUCACCUUCAACUUGGGCUACCACAUGGAGCACCACGAUUUCCCCAGUAUUCCAGGAAGCAAGUUACCUCUGGUGAAGAAAAUUGCCCCCGAGUAUUACGACAACCUUCCCUACCACAGUUCCUGGGCACUUGUGCUUCGGGACUUUGUUUUCAAAGAGACGCUGGGACCCUUCGCCCAUGUGAAGAGAACCUAUAAGGGGGGCAGCACCUUAUGAAGCAGGGAGGCACUGCUGGUGCCCCUCCCUCCCUCUCCCACCAGCCAAGCCUCCAGUUCUUCUCCUACUCCAAUGAAGGGGGAAUGGGUGUAGUGAAAUUAGGCACAGCUUGGGAAUUAUAGUACAUGCAGUGUUAAUUUGAUACAGUAUAGAAUGGGUUAACCUGAUCUAACAUAGAACUAGAAAAACAAAAUUCUUCAAGGUGCCUGUGAAGGCCAGAUGUUCUGCUAGCUUGUUCAUCCCAUGUAACAAGUUACUAUUCAAGUAGAUAGUGCCUGGAAUGUAUCGUGUCAAGAGGAGGAGGUAGGAACAGCACGGAUGAGCGCUCAAGGCCAGGACGCUGGCUCAAUGCAAGACAAAGAAGCCUGGGAAAAGUUACAGACAAGAUGGGAGGGGCUGUGUUAGGAGGGCUUGAGAGCAUAUAUCACUUGAGACCUUUGUAAUCAUGCUUUAGACGGGUUUUUCAGGCACGAGCCGGAUAACCUGCUCUCCUUUUGCAAAAGUUAUUAGUAAUCAAUAAAAGUGUUGACUUA